Racocetra persica is the source of this 303-nucleotide messenger RNA. Lineage: Eukaryota; Fungi; Glomeromycota; Glomeromycetes; Diversisporales; Gigasporaceae. The record is from the annotation of a GenBank genome assembly.
GAAAUGAGUCAAUAUUUAUCAACUGGAGGAUUUAAAUGGCUAUCAACAAAACCUCUCGAAGCAACUUCCCUAUUAAUGCAGAAAAUUUUAUUACUAAAAGAAAAAUCAAAUCAAGGAUGUUGUUUAGAAGUAAAGUUAUCGAUUCCAAAAGAAUUGCAUCCCAAAUUUCGAAACUAUCCAAUGUGUCCAGAACGAAUGAAAGUACCAUAUGAUUGGUAUAGAUCAAAGCAAAAAGAAUGGAUAAGAAAACAACAUCCCGAUACAGAAAAACUUAUACUAACUUUACAAGAUAAAGACCAUUAC